This is a messenger RNA of Caenorhabditis bovis, 2370 nucleotides long. Lineage: Eukaryota; Metazoa; Nematoda; Chromadorea; Rhabditida; Rhabditidae. The record is from the annotation of a GenBank genome assembly.
AUGGUCGAGAAUCGUCGAGCCGGAAACGUGCGCGCGAAAAAGGCGCAACCGCCAAUUUUUUCGCAUGAAUUCGUCAUUCAGAAUCAUGGAGACAUAAUGAGCUGCGUUCUGAUGAUCGUCAUCGUCGGCAUGAUGUUCCCAUUGACGGCCAGCGUUGCUCACAUCUUCGUCGGACCGCAAUACAAUGAGAGCCGCAAGGUGACGGUGGAAGGAAAUACGUUCGACGUCACCGGCUUCAAGUGCGGAGUUCUCGACAUCGCCACGAUUGCGUUCUAUUCGAUCGCUUGGAUCGUCAUUCACGCCAUCAUCCAAGAGUACGGAUUGGACAAAUUGCAAAGAAAAGCGCACUUGUCGAAAAUCUCCACGUUCAAAUUCACCGAAUCCGGCCAUAUGUUCUUUUUCGCGAUUUGCUCGGCGAUCAGUGCCGGUUAUUUGAUUCAGGAGAUUUUUGCCGGCACGAACGACUUCAAAAGAAUUUGGGUGGGAUAUCCGGAAGAGCACCGCUGGAUGACGUCGCUCUACAAGAUUUUCUUCAUUUUGCAGAUCUCUUACUGGCUUCAUCAAUUCCCGGAAUUUUAUUUCCAAAAGAUGAAGAAAGAUGAAAUUCGUCAGAAAAGUCUCGUUUCGAUCAUCUACAUGGUGUUCAUCUCGCUUGCAUAUUUUAUGAAUUUCACACGAGUCGCCCUUGUACUCCUUUUCCUUGAAUACACCUCGCAGGCGGUGUUCCAUUUUGCGCGAGUUGCACAUUUCUUGGAGAAGAAGAAUAUCUCGAAGCCGACCUUCAAAAUCUGGAAUGUGCUGUUUGUGCUGGUUCGCAUUGGAUCCGUCGUCAUUGCUGUGAUGACGUUCUGGUACGGACUUCGCCAAUUCGAAGCGCCGUACGUCGACGCGUCUACCGGCAACUUCAACACCUCGUUCGUUCGCCUCAAUCUCCUCCUCUCGAUCGUCCUUUUGCAAUUGGUGCAAUUUUGGACAUUCGCUUCGUUCCACUUGAAUCGUUAUCGCGACUCGGGAAGCAAGGGCAAGAAGAAGGGAUCGCAGAAGCAGCAGCAACAACAGCAGCAGCCAUUGAAGAAGAAGAGAAAUGAGGACUCGCAAUCGACAUCGAUGAAUUGGGAUCGGCGGACUCGUGUGGCAACAUGCACUGUCAACAAUUGGGCUUUAGACUUUAAAGGAAAUUAUGCGCGGAUUGUGAAAACUUGUGAUGAUGCCUAUUUAAUGGGUGCUCGCAUUCGUCUUGGUCCAGAGUUGGAGAUUUGCGGAUAUGGUUGCGCUGAUCAUUUCUUUGAGAUCGACACCGAACUCCAUUCAUGGGAAAUGUUGAGCAAAUUGACGGAGAAGAGCAAAACGUGGCCGAAUCUGCUUAUUCUCACCGGAUUGCCGGUUCGAUUCCGCGGAUUGCUUUAUAAUUGCAUGGCUGCGGUGAAAAAUGGAAAAUUGCUGUUCAUCCGCGCGAAAUUGGGCCUCGCCGAUGACAAUAUUUAUCGAGAAUCACGAUAUUUCGUGAAAUGGACCGAACCAUUCGUUCAUUAUGAGCUGCGAAUUCGAGAGGAAUUUUAUUUUGAGCAGACGAGCGUCCCAUUCGGCGACGCCAUCCUUCAAUCAGAAGACAAUGUCAAAAUCGGAUUCGAGAUUUGCGAGGAGAUGUGGAACGCACAAUCGACCCAUAUUGCCCUUUCGCAGCAGGGUGUUGAUAUUAUCUGCAACGGAAGCGGUAGUCAUCAUAUCCUUGGAAAAUCUAAUUAUCGCAUCAAUCAACUGAUCUUAGGAUCGUCGGGAAAGGUUGGAGGAGUUUACAUUUAUGCGAAUCAUCGAGGUUGCGAUGGUGAGCGUGUCUAUUAUGAUGGAGCAUCAUCGAUUGCUCAGAACGGGGAGCUUCUGGCGCAAAUUAAUCAAUUUGAUAUUGAAGAUACUUGCGUCAAAAGCGCUCUUGUCGAUCUCAGCGCGAAUAUCACAUUUAGACAGGGAAAAAGUAGCAGCACGGUUACGGCUUCCACGAUUCCGGCGAUUGUUCCGAUUCUUUUUGAAGGAAACAUGACUGGAAAUGUGGCGAGUCCAUUGGAAAAAUGUACACCGCCGAUUACUAACUUUGAGGAACUUCAACUUUCGCCGACCGCUGAACUCUGUCACGGACCACCAGCAUAUCUAUGGACAUAUUUGAGAAGAAGCGGAAUGGCAGGCUACUUCAUUCCGCUUUCCGGUGGCCAGGACUCAUCGGCAGUUGCAGCUAUGGUUCGACUAAUGUGCGAGAAAGUUUGCGGCGCUGUGAGACAUCGCCGAUUGACUGAUGGCGGUGAUGAUCCCGCUUACUACCUUCUCGGAAAACGAGUUGGCGAGGAUCCCGAUGAAUUAUGCCGACAGGUACAUUAA